GAUAACUUCCUUGCAUGUGCAAAUGAGAAGAUGCAAAAUAUUUUAUCUCUUGGAAAAAACAAUUUCUAUAGCAAGAAUAAAUCUUCAUGUGGAGCUAGUGUAAAACAAAUGCUGGGGAUGAAAAGAUGUGAAACAAGACCUGUUAAACGAGCACGGUUUUUGGUGGACUCGUCAACAAAUUCUCAACCGCAGAAGGUAGAAAGUCCUCCGGUACCAGCCAUUUACCCCUUGCCAAAACUUGCUUUAAGAGGACUCACCAAUAUGGGCAAUACCUGUUAUUUAAAUGCAAUCCUGCAGUCUCUUUUUAGUCUCGAGACUUUUGCCACUGAGUUGUUGUUAAUUAACUGUAAAGUAUCAAAAGUAAACCCCAGUUCUUUACACAGUACCAUGGCCAAUUUGUUAAUCUCACAGACCAAAAGUGAAUCUGAUGUUAGUAAAGUGACCUUAUUAGGUAAUGUGAGAGAAGCUAUAUCAACUGUUGGUACACAUUUCUUAAGUAAUGACAUGCAGGAUGCUCAUGAAUGUUUGAACCAAGUCCUUGACUGUCUGAAAGAAGAAGGGGUCAAGUUGGCCGCAAGUAUUCCUACAUUUAAUAAUUCCAGUUCCGAUGAUGACCCUAACUGCAGAGAUGCUUUCAUUAACCCCACAGUUCAGAACUUCGAAUUUGAUAUCAAUCGCUCUAUUACUUGUAAACGAUGUGGUGUUGUUGUCUCUAAAGUUGAACAGUGUAUAGAUUUAUCAUUGGACAUACCAAAGGGAUGCAAUCCAAGUAUUCAGGAUGCUCUCGACUUAUUCUUUGUCAAAGAAAAUGUGGAAUACCGAUGUGCUAAAUGUAAUCACGAUAAAUCAGAAGUUUCCAAAUGCAUCAGUAGAUUACCGAGAGUAUUAAUCCUCCAUUUGAAACGCUACACAUACAGUGUCACAGCUUCAUGUAACAGAAAAGUUAUUCAGCAUAUUUCUAUUCCUAAAUAUCUGACGCUGUCAUCACAUUGUUCAGAGACCAUUAUUCCAGCACCUUCUAUUAACAGCCUUUUCACUAGCUCACCGGUAGCCCGAACAGAAAUGGAGAAAGAUUCAUCACUUUGUAGAAGACUUGAGUACACAGAUUCUGUUAGUUCUUUAUUUGAAUCUGCGGAAAACUCUGAUGAUUUAGGUGUUGUCCCAAUUUCAACAUUGGCACAAGAAUUCUCAAAUAAUAUACAUGAGAACCCAUCCAAUCACACUGACAACAAAGAAUCAACUAAAAGUCAAGAUCUUUCUUUCUUCAAUGAUUUGGAAUUUGGGCAAAAUUCCAAAUUGUUAGCAGUUUACUGCAGUACACCUAAAGAUAAUUCUUCGGAGACAAAACCCAUGGAAAACGGGGUGAAGUAUUUAAGUAAUGAUGAUCUGUUUAGCUUGAGUGAAGAAGAACGGAUGAAGUUAGCAAUAGAAAACAGCUUACAGUUGAAGACUGAAACUGAAGACCACAACUCUUCAGCUAUGCAAUGGCAGCCAGAACAACAGCAGUCAAUGUUUAACGCAGAGUUUGUAAAUAGAGAGAACUCCCUAUUACCAGAGAAUGAAAAUAAUUCUUUGACUUGUUAUGAUGUAGAAAACAAAGAGAAUCAACAACCUACACAAAACGGCAAGACAAAACCAAGUUUGAUCCCGGUUCUAGUAAACAAUCCUCAUGAAAAUGGUGAAGUUAAUGGCAAAACCAACAGCAAUAACAUACCUGUUGUGGAUCUUGAGGUUGGCGUUAACCAAGAAGAGGAAGAUCUGAAGAAAGCAAAAGCUAUGAGUCUUUAUGAUUUAAAUAAUGAUGAUGAACUUCAGCCCUCUCCUGCAGAAUUUGGCGUUUCUGUUGAAACGUUGAAACGGUCAAAAGAAGAAAUUGAAAUACUAAAAACUAAUUCUGUGGAAGGUAAUUUACCUCAGUCCUACCAACUUGUCAGUGUUGUUGCACAUAUUGGAAAUACAUCUGUUUCUGGACACUAUUUAAGUGAAGUUUUAGAUUUACAGACCAAUAAAUGGUAUUCCUUUGACGACAAAGAAGUACAGUUAACUAACGAAACUGAAGUACAAAACACUCGUCAGGAUUCUGGCUAUAUAUUUUUUUAUUUAUCAAAAGAAAUUGCAAAUAGUUUACGUUCUCUCUCUUCAAAUAAAGACAGUUUUGUAAAUGGAAACUAGGGCCAUUAAGAUGCCACAAGCAUUACAUCAAAAGGUGAAGAGAACUUGACAGAGCAAAGGAAGAGAAGAAAAAGACCAUACAGAACAAAUACAUCAUCCCCGCCUCCCAAAACAUGGCUAUAAAAGGACAUAGAGGAUAAAUGUAGCUAAAAAGUUGGGGUGUGAUGAUGUCCUUCAUUAAUUUCCCUAUCAAACUCUUAAACGAUUGAAUGAGAAACUAGUCACUUUCUCUUUUUAAGAUCCAAGUAAGUGAAUGGAUGAACUGAAAUUUCUGUUUUGCCAUUGUUGGAGCCAUUAUUCUCAUGUUAAACUAAAAGGGAUAUGAUGCACACACACAUGUAUGUGUGUGUGUGUAUAUAUAUAUAUACACACAGCCAUUCACACAUAUACAUGAUCUAUAGACACACAUAUAUAUACAUGAUCAAGUGGUUUGAAGAAUCUUUAUUUGAAUGAUGCAAAAGAAGAAUCAAUCUUAUAUUUAAAACAUUUGUUGAAUGCAAAAAAAAAACUAAGCAAGUUGUCAGUUUGUCCAUUAACCAUAUCUGUGAAGAUUUUUCGCAGGUUGUUAAAACUAAUUUUGUUUUAGUUUAUUUUUUGUAAUAAAGCAUAUAACAGGUCUCAUAAUAAUUCAUCAUCAUCAUCAUCAUCAUCAUCGUUUAACGUCCGCCUUCCAUGCUAGCAUGGGUUGGACAAUUUGACUGAGGACUGGUGAAACCGGAUGGCAACACCAGGCUCCAAUCUAAUUUUGCAGAGUUUCUACAGCUGGAUGCCCUUCCUAACGCCAACCACUCGGAGUGUAGUGGGUGCUUUUACGUGUCACCCGCACGAAAACGGCCACGCUCGAAAUGGUGUCUUUUAUGUGCCACUCGCACAUGUCCAUAGAUUAUUGAGAAAUGUUCAGUGACAUUCUUUAUCAAAGACAAUCUAUAAAUUCAGGUUGUAUUAUGUUAUGUGAGAAAGAUAUCUACAAAGGAUGUAUGUUAAUUAUAUUUUAGAGUUGCAUUUGAAGAUAUAUUCUUUUCAUUAUUUAAAACAAAAACAAAAAAAAAAAAAAAAAAAAAAAAAAAGUGGAGCGAAGCGAGCAGUAUUAAGUUUGCCAGUAUUUUUUUCUUCAUUGAAAUUGUAACAAUGUAUAGGGCAGUACAAAGUACCAUUAAUAUGCUGUAGGCCAAUUCAAUUGACUAAAUUUCCCCACCUACGAGACAAAAGUAAGCCUUUUGCCAGUAGAAAAAUUAGCCCACAGCAAACCAAGAAUACAGUUUGAUUUUUGUCAGUAGAAACCAGUUUGCUUUUGCUGCUAAUGACAUUUGGACCAACAUGAACACACAAGUUAUUGUUCUCUGGUUUUGUGCCUAAAUACACUCAUUUUACACAUAUCUUGUGGAUCUCAAUAAUUGUAUGUGCUACUUCAACAGUUGCCUUAAAAACAAGUCUUUAUGACUGAGUGUGGCCUUAUAGGGUCUUUCCCUACCACCACUAAAUCUUAACUCAUACAUCCAAAGUCUUGGAUACUGAUGCCUUAUUUUGGGGGGAUGCAUUAAGUGCAGCAUUUCUUAACAUUUAUCAUCACAAAACAAUUGUGCUACUAUUUCUUCAAAAAUAUUUUCUCUCCCUCCUAAUUUAUACUGCAUCAAAAUGUGAAAAGGUAUUUGGUUACAAGUUCAUUUGUUCUGUUCUUUCAUACCGUCUUUCUUUUAUUUGGACAGGACAGUUAAUUCUCCAUUGUCUUUGUUCACUUAGCUGUCUGUGUUUGUAGAGAUAAAUACAUUUCAUUUUUUUUCUCUCAGCCUGUCCAUAUGUGGUGUUUAACCUGAAUUAAAUAUUUAGCAUUUUCAAACCUUCAGAAUUGGUAAGUCAUUGGAAAUGUGUGAAAUGAUAGGGAAUAAGUUGUCUUAAAUAAUGGCAGGAAUAAAAAUGGCAAAUAUUUGACUGCUCCAAUAGUUGGUAAUGCUUAGUCUCACUAUUCCAGAUACUCUGUUGUCCAGUAUUAAAAAAAAUUGACCAUUUUAUUUCUCAUGUAUUUAAGAUUUAUCAUUAAAUAUCUACAAAUUUGGCUUGUUACCAAAACUUUGUCACAAGCUACACUUCAGGCUCUCUUAAAAAUUCAUUUUGGUCAAGCAAUAUAAUUUCCAGUAGAUUUAUAUAAAGUUUAAUUAAAAUAUUUUUGUUAUAUAUACAUUUAUAUGACUUAACAUAUUUUAUUUAUAAUUAUAUGAAUUGCCUUUUCAAAAUGACCCUCCUUAUUUGUGUUGAUUGGGGAAUUGGGUAAAUUUGUUUCCUUUUUAGUAAGCUUAAGCAAUUUUGUUUGGUAAUAAAGAAAUAAAGACACAAACACCAUCAUAUAGAUAUAUUUGUUAUUUAACUGUUUUGUUUAUUAGGUGAGUGGGAGAGAAACAAAUGACUGCCUUGAAUGGAUUGUUCUAAUUAUUGCCUUACUAGAAAAACUUCAAUUUUCUGAAGAAAAAUACAAAGUUCGAAAUUUUAUCCAGAAUUUAAUAAAUAUUAAAAACAAGGUAAAA
Messenger RNA from Octopus bimaculoides (California two-spot octopus), 4691 nucleotides. Its product is annotated as ubiquitin carboxyl-terminal hydrolase 37. The record is from RefSeq and is a predicted model, not a curated record. Gene Ontology annotation, biological process: protein deubiquitination; G1/S transition of mitotic cell cycle. Gene Ontology annotation, molecular function: cysteine-type deubiquitinase activity. Gene Ontology annotation, cellular component: cytosol; nucleus. NCBI's taxonomy places the organism in Eukaryota, Metazoa, Mollusca, Cephalopoda, Octopoda, Octopodidae.